Molecule: messenger RNA, 2423 nt
Organism: Heteronotia binoei (common prickly gecko)
Lineage: Eukaryota; Metazoa; Chordata; Lepidosauria; Squamata; Gekkonidae
Gene: RAB22A
Product: RAB22A, member RAS oncogene family
Exons: 7
Coding region: 512-1096 (194 amino acids)
Molecular function (GO): GTPase activity; GTP binding
Source: RefSeq, a predicted model, not a curated record
GCCGCUGAACGGAACCGCACACACGCCCCCCUCACAACGGCCCCCCAACCCGAGCUCCCGCUUCCCUUCAGAAACCGCCUCUCUAGUCCCCUCCCAAGGAAGCAUAAUAAUAAAUGUUAACAGGGCUGGUGGGGGGGGGGGAGAGAGAGAAAUAUAAUAAAAGGCUUCCCCUCCCUCCCAACGUUGUGUGUGUCACUGCAAGGGGGUGGAGAGGCCUGGUCAGGUGAUUGUCAAGAGGGGCUGUCCAAGAUGGCGGCCGGUUUGCGGGCUUUGAGGAGGCGCAAGCGGAGGGCUUACCUGUGACUGAGAACGGCGGGGGGGUGGGGAGGGAAAAGAAGGGAUUUUUAAAAGGAAGGAGAGUCCUCCGCCUUUUUUUUUUCCCCGGAGGCUCUUUUUGGCCUAGAGGCAGGGGGAAGGCGGCUCUUCAAUGUGUGCCUUUCUCCAGGGAGGGGUUAUGGUGCUGUUGGGCUGCGCCUGUGGUUCUUAAAAAGCAGCCGCCUCUCUCUAAGUCAUGGCUCUGAGGGAGCUCAAAGUUUGCCUGCUCGGGGACACUGGUGUAGGCAAAUCAAGCAUUGUAUGGCGCUUUGUAGAAGACAGCUUUGAUCCCAACAUCAAUCCAACAAUUGGGGCAUCUUUUAUGACCAAGACAGUGCAGUAUCAGAAUGAAUUACAUAAAUUCCUAAUAUGGGAUACGGCAGGACAAGAACGGUUCCGUGCCCUAGCGCCAAUGUACUACCGAGGGUCUGCAGCAGCAAUUAUAGUUUACGACAUCACGAAAGAGGAGACAUUUUCAACACUGAAGAACUGGGUGAAAGAACUUCGGCAGCACGGGCCUCCCAAUAUUGUUGUAGCUAUUGCUGGAAAUAAGUGUGAUCUUAAUGAUGCAAGAGAAGUUAUGGAAAAAGAUGCUAAAGACUAUGCAGAUUCCAUCCAUGCAAUAUUCGUCGAGACCAGUGCGAAAAAUGCAAUAAACAUAAAUGAACUCUUUAUAGAAAUUAGUCGUAGAAUUCCAUCAACAGACACCAACCCUUCCGCUAGCGGUAAGGGCUUCAAACUUAGAAGACAGCCAUCAGCGACAAAACGAAGCUGCUGUUGACUGAUAAGUCAGUACAUCAGACUAGCUUUUAUAACAUUUGGCCUUGGAAUGGAAAGGUUUAUUUGGGGUAUAUUGUAUCAGUAGAUCGCUGUCUGCCUGGUGUUCGUACACCCUAAAAUGAGCCAACUCUAACAUAAGUCCACACGCUGAGGAGACCGCAGCUGCCCUACUGUUUCCUUGCAUACAGACUUUCUCGUGUACGCCAAGGGAAUCCCUUCCGUUUCUGCUUUGGCCUUGUGAAAGAGAAGAAACUCAACCAUACAGAUUGUAGAAUUUAUAUUUCAUAGUGGGGUUUUGUAAACAAAGGGUUGCCUUUUUUCUUUUUUCUUUUUUUUUUUUUUGGUAAAGGGGUGGGAGGAAAACUAGCACUUUUGCGGAUUUUGAAGGGAGUACACAAGACCUGCGGAUUGAAAUUCUAGCUCUGAUCCCGAACGGGAUUCUGCUCACUUCAUCUUCAUUGCUCUAAGCCUUAUUGUUUUCAUUGUUGCUUCUCCAAAGAAGGGGGGAUGAACAGAUGACAAGCAGAUGGCUGUGGGGGGGGCGGAAUCAGAAUGGAACUGGUAAGUGACCAAAUCAGCCCAUCCGGUCCUCAUCCUUAAUUGCACUUUUUUUUAAUUUACUAAUGAUAUUGCAGAAAUACAAACCAUCUUUUAAAAAAAAAAGUGAGGGGAAUGUAGACAAUCUUAUCUGUACGCUUAAUUGUUUUAGGAAUGAAUUAGUGUCCUCUUUAGAACUUCUUGAAAUAGACUUUUCUUCUUUUAGGUGGCAAGUAAAAUCCUAGGUGAAAUUAACCAGACUUGAUCAUAAACUGACAGGCAUCAGUGGCUGUUGGAAUAAGAGUGCUGAAUGGGGGAAGGGCAUCUCUAAUCGCUUAGCAUGUGCAUUUUUAUACUCUUUAUUUAUGAGACCAAUGCCUAAAGUAUUAUAAAUUAUGCAAGUGCAUAAUUUUAAAAUAAUCUGUUUUCUGUCGCCCCAUUGGGAAAAGUCCCAAGGUCAAAACUGCUGUCAACUCCAGCCUGGGAACUUCUAGCGGAUGUCAGCUAGCACCCAGAAAACACUCCUCUUGCUGCCCAGUAGAGGCUGCUGCUAGUGUACUUUGAGGCUUCCUUAUAGAAUGAAUCACCUCUGCGUGAGAAAACACAAACAGGGAACCAAAGCCAAGUUGUGUGGGGUGGCGUGGAUCGUUGCCCUUUGCUCUUGGGCCUAUUCCUGAAGUUUAGCCUUUUUUUUUUCCUUCUUGCUGUUUUUUUUUUAAAACAUAUCAGCUUUUAGCUUUGUAUUGGGGGUUUUUGCCAAUUUUAUAUUAAACUAUAAAUUAAGCCUGCCA